AGUCAGUGGUUUCUUGGUGACACUAGACAGAGCAACUCCAGCGUUACCGCUCCCGCUCCUGGUUUCUCGGCUUCUCAUCGCAGUCAAUCUUGGACUUUGGGGUUUUGCUACUGUCAGAAGGACUUCUUUCUGCUUCAAGUGCUUGACAACGCACCCCUUUAUCAGGGUAUCAGAGCAUCGCCACAGAAUGAAGCUGGUUUCCAUCACCCUGAUGUUAUUGGGUUCACUCGCUUUCCUAGGCGCGGACACUGCAGGGCCAGAUACUCCUUCGCAGUUCCGAAAGAAGUGGAAUAAGUGGGCGCUAAGUCGUGGGAAGAGGGAACUACAAGCAUCCAGCAGCUACCCUACGGGACUCGCUGAUGAGACGACAGUUCCUACCCAGACUCUUGAUCCAUUCCUGGACGAGCAGAACACAACUGGCCCCCUACAAGCCAGCAAUCAGAGCGAAGCCCACAUUCGUGUCAAACGCUACCGCCAGAGCAUGAACCAGGGUUCCCGCAGCAAUGGAUGCCGCUUCGGGACCUGCACAUUUCAGAAAUUGGCCCACCAGAUCUACCAGCUAACAGACAAAGACAAGGACGGCAUGGCUCCCAGAAACAAGAUCAGCCCUCAAGGCUAUGGCCGCCGGCGCCGGCGUUCCCUGCUGGAGGUCCUCCGGUCCCGGACUGUGGAGUCCUCCCAGGAGCAGACACACACAGCCCCAGGCCCCUGGGCGCACAUCUCCAGACUCUUUAGGAUAUAGGUGCGGGUGACAGCAUUGAACAGUCGGGCGAGUAUCCCGUUGGCGCCUGCGGAAUCAGAGAACUUCGCACCGGGGCGGACUGAGACAAUCCUGCAGAGAUCUGCCUGGCUGCCCCUAGGGGAGGCAGAGGAACCCAAGACCAAGCCAGGCUCAUGCCAGAAACCGAGACUUACAGGCUGAUACUCUCCGGGCAGGGGUCUGAGCCACUGCCUUGCCCGCUCAUAAACUGGUUUCUCACGGGGCAUAAGCCUCAUUACUACUUGAACUUUCCAAAACCUAGCGAGGAACGUGCAAUGCUUGUUGUCCAGCCAAAGGUAACUAUAGUAUUUAAGUUUGUUGCUGUCAAGGUUUUUUUUUUUGUAACUUCAAAUAUAUAGAGAUAUUUUUGUACGUUAUAUAUUGUAUUAAGGGCAUUUUAAAGUGAUUAUAUUGUCACCUUCCCCUAUUUUAAGACGUGAAUGUCUCAGCAAGGUGUAAGGUUGUUUGGUUCCGUGUGUGUGUGUGUGUGUGUGUGUGUGUGUGUGUGUGUGUAAGGUGGAGAGCGCCUGAUUAUCGCCUGUGGAUGAAGAAAAAACAUUGUGUUUCCUAUAAUCUAUUUACAUAAAAUAUGUGAUCUGGGAAAAAGCAAACCAAUAAACUGUCUCAAUGCUGA
Messenger RNA from Mus musculus (house mouse), 1394 nucleotides. It is a transcript of the gene Adm, whose product is annotated as adrenomedullin. Gene Ontology annotation, biological process: G protein-coupled receptor internalization; vasculogenesis; positive regulation of heart rate. The transcript is spliced from 4 exons. Gene Ontology annotation, cellular component: cytoplasm; extracellular region. The record is from RefSeq and is marked validated. Gene Ontology annotation, molecular function: hormone activity; adrenomedullin receptor binding. NCBI's taxonomy places the organism in Eukaryota, Metazoa, Chordata, Mammalia, Rodentia, Muridae. The coding region runs from base 188 to 742 and encodes 184 amino acids.